This is a messenger RNA of Seriola aureovittata, 3043 nucleotides long. RefSeq names its product SPT2 chromatin protein domain containing 1 (gene spty2d1). The transcript is spliced from 6 exons. Gene Ontology annotation, biological process: nucleosome assembly; regulation of DNA-templated transcription. Gene Ontology annotation, cellular component: nucleolus. The coding region runs from base 476 to 2608 and encodes 710 amino acids. NCBI's taxonomy places the organism in Eukaryota, Metazoa, Chordata, Actinopteri, Carangiformes, Carangidae. The record is from RefSeq and is a predicted model, not a curated record. Gene Ontology annotation, molecular function: histone binding; DNA binding.
UUCCUUACAGUACUCUCUGAACCCUUUAAUUUUUCGGUCUUUCUUGCCGUUAGUCUCUACCAACACCCGGCACUUGUUAUGGCUGAGUUUGUAGUAUUUUUCUUUCAGUAGGCUUUAAUCAUACAGCUAUUCUGAUGGACCUGGACUUAGUACGGUGUGUUGUGUCAGUACAAAGGGCAAGGUUUCUUGGUUGGCUAACGUUACUAAACGUAAGGCUAGCUAACUUCGCUAGCAUGUGCUAACAUAAGCUGGUCAAGUAAAGUAGCGUGAACUGUUCCGUAUGCAGUUUAUCUUUCCAUGGGCUGUGUUUGAUAAAGUGGCUUUGUUAUAGUAGUCUAAGUGCUGUUCGAUAAAGCUAAACCGUGCGCUAACCUAUCUAGUUUGUCGGCUAAACGCUAACUGUAAGCCCUGCUACUUCUGGUUGAGUUUCGCUUGAUUUGCUUCAGACAGCUAGCAAUCAUCAUCUUCUGACAAAAUGAUGGACUUCGAUAACAUAUUGGACAUCGCCUCGCAAAACCAGGGCCUCAGCAAUGUACAGAAAAGAUACAGUUUACAAGCUGGACCACCCAAAAAGGACCCCAGGUCGAAAGGCGUAAAUCCUGCUGCUGUGCAGGCGCUUCUGAAGAAGCAACACUGUGAGACCAAAAAGAAAGAGAUGCAAAUGAAAAAAAAGAAGGAGGAACUUAACGCCAAGAGGGUUGAGUUGAAGUCUGAUCGUAAAGCACGAGCCAUGGCUUCCAGGACUAAGGACAAUUUCAAAGGUUACAAUGGCGUCCCACUGGUAGAGGCUCCUAAGAAGAGGAGAUCAACUCAAGAUCAGGAUGAUAUACAAGGAUUUAGUAAUAACUCAAAUGACCCAGAGGAUGAUGAAGAUAACUAUGAGUAUGAACAGACUGAUUCAGAGACAGAGCAGGAGCCAGAGCCGCUGAGACCAGUGAAAACCUCAGGUGUGAGUGGAAGUAGUAGUAGUAGCAGCAAGUCCUCCUCUAAAAAAUCCAGUGGGCCACCCAAGCCUGCCCCACCUCCCAUGAACUUUGCAGAUUUACUUAAAUUGGCAGAGAAGAAGCAGUUUGAGCCAGUUGAUCUAAAACCCAAGCAAGUAAGAAAGGAAGAAAGGCUCCGCACAGCUGACGAGAUAAAAGAACUAGAGAUGGAGCGCAAGGCUAAGAGACAGGACAAAAACAGAGACUCAAAGGCAGAGAGAGAAAAAGAAGGCAAGUCUCAAUCUAACACUAGUUCCAUAAGAAAAAGCACUUUAGAGAAGGAGCAGAAAAACUGCAAGCCACAAAAGAACUCCUCAGAAAAACAAAGUCUGGCUAGUGGGUCAGGGAAGAAGUCGCAUAGCGAUAGAGGCCACCCUUCUUCCAAGCCCUCUGUUAGUGACAGAGAAAGAGAGAGACCCAAGAUGUCUCAAAGUGAUAGAGACAGAUCCAAAAGUGGUUUGUCUACUUCAUCUGGUGCCAUAAGCAGUAAAGUUGCUUCGAAAGCCACAUCUCAGGUUUCAGCCAAACAGGGGGCCAAGCCCUCAUCUAGCCACAAAUCCAGCACCUCAAGUGACCUUAGUUACAAAAAAGAAAGCUCGUCAUCACUUCAAGGAAGAGCUUCAGGUAUUCCUGGGACCAGGCCUCCUAGUACAGCUGUAACAGGCCAAAAAUCUCAACAUGGGAACUCCCAACAGACCAAGCCCAGUCAGGGUACCUCUUUGAAACAGGGCCCUACAGUUGGAGGUCACAAGUCUGGAAAAGGAGAACCACUAAGGCCUGGAAGUAACUCUGCAGUAAAGUCAAGUGGUAAUUUAAUGAUGAGAAAUUCAUUAGGCGGCCCUCCUAAGGCAGGGAGCCAACCUCUGCAAAGGCCGGGAAGCACACUCCAGGGAAAAGCUGCUGGUGUCGCACAGGCCAGGCCUGGUGGGAGUGGUCUACAGGGUCAUCCUGGAAGUAGUGCAUCCCGACCUCCGGGGAUGGGACCUGGUCGGCCUGGUAGUGGGGGUCCAGUACCUGGACGAUCGACUGGCGGCAUUGGAUCAGGACCUGGAAGACCCAAAUGCACUGUGGUGUCAGAAACUAUCUCAUCCAAGAAUGUUGGUGGACCCAGACCUGGAGUCCCUCCUCGUCCAGGCAUGCCGCAGAGACCGGGCAUGCCGCAGAGACCGGGCAUGCCACCCAGACCAGGCAUGCCGCAGAGACCGGGCAUGCCACCCAGACCGGGCAUGCCGCAGAGACCGGGAAUGCCACCCAGACCGGGAAUGCCACCCAGACCUCUGAUGAACAGACCACCAGGUACAAUGUUACCCCCAAUCACUUCUGCCUACAAGAGGAAAUAUGAAGAUGAGGAAGAUGACUAUGACUCGGAAAUGGACGAUUUUAUUGAUGACGAAGGUGAUGAGCCAGAGGAAAUUUCCAGGCACAUUAAGGAAAUCUUUGGCUAUGAUCGAAACAGAUACAGGGAUGAGAGUGACUAUGCACUUAAAUUCAUGGAGAGCAGCUGGAGAGAUAUGCAGAAAGAAGAGGCCAGGAGCUUGAGAAUGGCUGUACAAGAAGACCUGGAGGAGGAGAGAAGAGAGGAAGAGGAGGUGAAAAAGAAUUGCAAGAGGAGAAAAAAUAACUGAAACCCCUGAAUGAAUGUAUUAAUGAAUGAAUGAAUAAAUGAAAGAACAGCCCUCCCUCCGUGUCUCCAGAAAUAUGGAGCAAUAGUUCUGCCAUUUCAACACACAAAGCCCAGUGACUGUACACCCUGGCAUGGUUGCUUUUUUUCCAAUUUUCUCGCUGUUCAGAAAAAAAACUGAGUGGAUUGACACGUGACAUUGACUCGAGGGAAAGGGAGGAAGAAUUGUAGUCAGAGACAAGGUCAAACAUAAAAUAUGCACAAAUCAUUCAGGCAUUAGGACGAUACAAUGUCAUGAAAAGUUCUUACAUUUCCCUGUUAUUUAUUUCCCCCACUGAGUGCAGGGUUUACACUGACAGCAGUCUUAAGUUCGAACAGGAACUGACCUGCAAAACAAAAUAUAAAUCUCGAAGUGUGAUUUUCUUUUUUUUUUUUUUUU